Messenger RNA from Cryphonectria parasitica EP155, 2821 nucleotides. Its product is annotated as actin-like ATPase domain-containing protein. NCBI's taxonomy places the organism in Eukaryota, Fungi, Ascomycota, Sordariomycetes, Diaporthales, Cryphonectriaceae. Gene Ontology annotation, biological process: regulation of DNA-templated transcription. Bases 244 to 2532 code for a protein of 762 amino acids. The record is from RefSeq and is a predicted model, not a curated record. Gene Ontology annotation, cellular component: Ino80 complex; cytoplasm. The transcript has 5 exons.
AGGCAUUGGGAGGCUAACUCCUGUCGAUGAUUUAGUAAUUUGAGCUUUCCAUACUCGAGAACGCCAUCACCAUCCCUCUCCUCCAAUUCCACUCGUUUCUCUUUAUUCCAUCCACCAAGAUUUCCAACAUGUUCUGAUUCCUUUUCGUACCAUCAUCAACGUCAUACCCAGUACCCAGUAAGCUUUAGCUUGACAACAACAACUUCACUUUGAUACCCUCGUCAACAAUCGCUGCCCAAAAAGAUGGCUCCGACAGCAAGUUACGAUACUUUCCUCAGCAAACCUGGCCCUACUGCAGACCUCCCACCACCAAAGCUCUAUCCAGUCAAAGAAGUCAAGUUUGAGAAGCCCACCCCAGUGCAGUCAGAUGGCCGAGAGAAGGCACUGCAGGCAUCAGAUGGCGAUGCGGCCAUCAUAAUAGACAAUGGCUCCUCUUCAGUCCGCGCCGGCUGGUCCUUCGACACCGCCCCCCGCCUCGCAAUUCCUCCUAUCAUGGCCAAAUACCGUGAUCGCAAGCUGGGCCGCACCUUUUCUCUCGCCGGCUGGGACUGCUAUUCAGAUACGACGGCGCGGGGCCACAUCCGGAAUGCCUUCGAGGCCGGCACGGGCAUCAUCGCCAACUGGGACGUUAUGGAACACGUGCUCGACUAUUUGUUUCUGAAGCUGGGCAUGAACAGCGCCGAGGGUAAUAUCGACCAACCCAUCGUCAUGACCGAGGCCGUCGCGAACCUGCCGUACUCGAGGAAAUCAAUGACCGAGAUCGUCUUCGAGUGUUACGGUGCCCCGAGCCUUGCAUACGGCAUCGAUUCGCUUUUCUCGUACCGGCACAACGGGGGCAACACCGGCCUGGUCGUGUCCUCAUCUUACGGCGCUACACAUCUGAUUCCCGUCUACAGCCAGAGGCCGAUGCUGGCCCAAGCGACCCGUCUCAACUGGGGUGGCUACCACGCGGCAGAGUACCUCAUGAAGCUCAUCCGUCUAAAGUACGACCACUUCCCGGGCAAGAUGAACCUAUCGCAAGCCGAAUUCAUGGUGCGCGAGCAUUGUUACCUGUCGAAGGACUACGACAAGGAGCUGGCGACCUACCUCGACUGGCCUGGACUGGAGGACAGAGAGCGGAUUAUCCAAUACCCGUACACAGAGGAGGUCAUCGUGCAGAAGACGGAAGAAGAGCUGGCCAAAAUUGCAGAGCGCAAGAAGGAGAGUGGUCGCAGGUUACAGGAGCAGGCUGCCAAGAUGCGCCUCGAACGCCUGAUGAAGAAAGAGCAAGAGCUCGAAUAUUACAAGGACGUGCAGCGGCGGCUGGCGGAGGCGAACAAGAAGGAGACCAAGCGCAUUCUCGACGACGCCGAGGUUAAAGAUGAGGCGCAGCUGGAGAAGAUGGUCAAAAAUCUCGAGCAGAACAUCAAGCGCGCGCGGCAAAAGGAUCUCGGCGGUGAGGUCGAGGAGGAGCAGGCGGAGGCGCCUGACUUUAGCCUGCUGGAUGUGCCCGACGAGGAACUUGACGAAGCCGGCCUGAAGGCCAAGCGUCAACAGCGCCUUCUCAAGUCCAACCACGAGGCACGAGCACGGGCCAAAGCUGAGAAGGAGGCCGAGGCGGCGCGCGUCGCAGAGGAAGCCCGCCUUGACGAGGAGAAGCGCACCAACGACCUGGAAGGCUGGCUCGAAGAGCGGCGGCAGGCCCGGCUCGAGACACUCGCCAAGAUCAAGGAUCGCGAGCGCCUCAAGCAGGACCUGGGCAACCGCAAGUCGCUGGCCUCCCAGAUGCGCAUGAAGACGCUGGCUAACCUGGCGUCGGACAACCCCUCGGCGACGACGGGCCGCAAGCGCCGCCGCGGCGGGGACGAUGACGAUUUCGGCGCGGAUGACGCGGACUGGGGUGUGUACCGCAACGUCGCUGUCGGCGCCAACAAAGGCGACAGCGACGACGAGGAUGAUGAAGAGAACCUAGACGUCGUGAUCCAGAACCUCGAGAAGGAACUGCUCGAGUAUGACCCGGACUUCACGUAUGAGGACACACUCGAGGCACAGAGUAACUGGACUAAGUCUCUCCUACACGCGUGGCGGUACGGCCCUCGGCCUCUUGACGAGGGCAGCCAGGCGGAGCGCAACCAGAUCCACCUUAACGUGGAGCGCAUUCGCGUGCCCGAGGUGAUCUUUCAGCCCAGCGCCCUCGCCGGCGUCGACCAGGCCGGGCUGGUGGAGAUCGCGGGGGACAUCCUCACCCAGCGCCUGACCGCCAUCCCCGGCAUCGACCGCGACGACUUCCUCAAGGACAUCUUCCUGACCGGUGGCGCGACGCUUUUCGAGAACUUUGACGAGAGGUUGCGCAGCGGCCUCCUGCCUCUACUCCCGGACGGCGCGCCUCUCAAGGUCCGCCGGGCCAAGGAUGCCGUGCUGGACGCCUGGAAGGGCGCCGCUUGUUGGGCAGGCGGGGACGAGUGGAGGCGGGCGCGGAUCACAAGGGAGGAGUACCUCGAAAAGGGCUCCGAGUGGUUCAAGGAGCAUGACUUGGGAAAUGCCUUCCCUUAGGAGAGGAGCAUACACCAAGAAACUUCUUCCCUUGGAAACUCUUCCGUUUAAAACCCUCCCGUCAAGAAUUGUACGAAGACCCGCCGCCGUCUCUAGCUACGGGCAGAGGCCGGCCAGUCAGCGUCGUCCAGAACAUGCCUCCUUUUGGGAAACAUGGCAGAGAUGCUAUUGGCAUCUCCCUGGCGAUGCAGUGGAAUUUUGACAUAUUCCAGCGGGAUCUUGGCUUCUUUUAAGGGGACGGAGCACUGGCAGCGGUCCUGCUACAUUGAUGACAAACCACGUCAAUCUG